Molecule: messenger RNA, 2636 nt
Organism: Drosophila eugracilis
Lineage: Eukaryota; Metazoa; Arthropoda; Insecta; Diptera; Drosophilidae
Product: probable ATP-dependent RNA helicase DDX23
Exons: 2
Coding region: 81-2540 (819 amino acids)
Biological process (GO): mRNA splicing, via spliceosome
Cellular component (GO): catalytic step 2 spliceosome
Molecular function (GO): RNA binding; ATP binding; RNA helicase activity
Source: RefSeq, a predicted model, not a curated record
AGUGCUUAAUGGCCUCACCAUCACUCUCAGCUGUUUCUGUAAGCCGAAAAAGCGUUUACAAAAUUGAAUAAAUUUGGAAAAUGGUUAACGAUAAAAAACGUCGGUCACGAUCGCGGGAGCGUUACAGGGAGGAUCGGCCGGCGGUGGGCAAUCCCCGGGAUCGCGAGCGGGACAGAGAUCGUGCGAGGGAGAGAGAUAGGCAGUAUGAGAGGGAGAAGGACAGACGCCAACGGCGAUCUCGAUCCCGUGAGGAUCGGGGCAGGCGGAGAUCACCCGAACGACAAAGGCCACGAGAAAAUGUCCGAGAGCGAUCCAGAGAAAGAGGGGUUGGAGGACCAGGCGGCGGUGUUGAAAAGAAGGCUAAGAUAGAGACCGGCGAAGUUCCACCUAAACCUUUAAUAGUCGAUGAACAAGAGCUUCAAGAUGACAAGGAUACGUCGAUAAAAAAGGAGCCUCUCUCGCUGGAGGAGCUGUUGGACAAAAAGAAACGGGAGGAGGAGGCCAGAAGCAAACCCGUUUUCCUUACCAAGGAACAAAGAGCUCUGGAAGCCAUAAAGCGGCGCCAGGAAGAAGUUGAGCGCCAGCGCGCCGCCCACGAUGCAGCCCGUGAGCAAAUGGCUGCUGCCAGUAAAGUUAGCAUCUCCAUGGGCACGGCCAUGGCAUCGGGAGCUCCUCCACCGGCCAUCAUGGCACCGCCACCCAAACCAGAACGACGAGAAAGAGGAGGGGGUCGAGAUCGUGGCGACAGAAAUGAUCGUGGGGAACGUGGAGAUGACAAGCGAGCCGAGGAUCUCACCCACAAGGAUAAGGAAAAGGAACUGGAGGCCAUUCGGGAACGGUACUUAGGCAUAAUCAAGAAAAAACGUCGAGUCCGCCGCCUUAACGACCGCAAAUUUGUUUUCGAUUGGGAUGCCGGUGAAGACACAUCAAUAGAUUACAACAAUCUCUACAAGGAACGCCACCAUGUUCAAUUCUUCGGCAGAGGAAAUGUGGCUGGCAUUGAUAUAAAAGAGCAAAAGCGCACCCAGAGCAAAUUCUACGGAGAUCUUCUGGAGAAAAGGCGAACGGAAGCGGAAAAAGAACAGGAAAAAGUGCGCCUAAAGAAAAUGAAGCGCAAGGAAGAUAAACAGAAGUGGGACGAUCGUCACUGGUCCGAAAAAGACAACGAUGAGAUGACUGAACGAGAUUGGCGAAUCUUCAGGGAAGACUACAAUGUCACCAUUAAAGGUGGCAGAAUACCCAAUCCUAUCAGGAGUUGGAAUGAGUCUGGCUUCCCCAAGGAAAUUAUCGACAUUAUUGAUAAAGUGGGUUAUAAGGAACCCACGCCCAUUCAAAGGCAAGCUAUUCCGAUUGGAUUGCAGAAUAGGGAUAUUAUUGGCGUAGCUGAGACGGGUUCCGGUAAAACAUUGGCUUUCUUAAUACCGCUGCUCUCUUGGAUUCAGUCUUUACCCAAGAUUGAACGUCUGGAGGAUGUUGACCAGGGUCCCUAUGCCAUUAUCAUGGCUCCCACGCGUGAGUUGGCACAGCAAAUCGAGGAGGAAACAACUAAGUUUGGACAACCUUUGGGAAUACGAACUGUGGUAGUUGUGGGUGGUUUGUCCAGGGAGGAGCAAGGAUUCCGUCUGAGAUUGGGCUGCGAGAUUGUCAUCGCCACGCCAGGUCGUCUCAUCGAUGUGCUGGAGAAUAGAUAUUUGGUACUCAAUCAAUGUACGUACAUUGUCCUCGACGAGGCCGAUCGUAUGAUAGACAUGGGCUUCGAACCCGAUGUCCAGAAAAUCCUGGAGUAUAUGCCCGUAACCAACCUAAAGCCCGAUACUGAGGAGGCAGAAGACGAAACAAAGCUGAUGGAAAACUUCUAUACAAAAAAGAAGUACCGACAAACGGUGAUGUUUACGGCUACGAUGCCUCCGGCUGUAGAAAGAUUAGCUCGGUCGUAUCUACGGCGACCUGCUACGGUUUACAUCGGAUCCGUCGGAAAGCCAACAGAAAGAACGGAACAAAUUGUUUACAUGAUGGGCGAGAACGACAAGCGCAAAAAGCUCAUGGAGAUUUUGUCGAGGAAGAUCGAUCCGCCAGUUAUUAUCUUCGUCAAUCAAAAGAAGGGCGCCGAUGUGCUGGCCAAGGGAUUAGAGAAACUGGGCUACAAUUCCUGUACGUUGCACGGUGGCAAAGGUCAGGAGCAGAGAGAGUACGCUUUGGCUGCUUUGAAAUCGGGCGCAAAGGACAUCCUAGUGGCUACCGAUGUGGCUGGACGUGGUAUCGAUAUUAAGGAUGUGUCUUUAGUUAUUAACUAUGACAUGGCCAAGACUAUUGAGGAUUACACCCAUCGUAUCGGUCGUACAGGUCGUGCUGGGAAGACUGGUUGUGCUAUUUCGUUUGUCACAAAGGAUGAUAGUGCUUUGUUCUAUGAUCUGAAGCAAUGUGUAUCCGCCAGUCCUGUUUCGACUUGUCCGCCGGAGUUAAUGAACCACCCGGAGGCUCAGCACAAACCAGGCACGGUGGUCACCAAAAAGCGCAGGGAGGAGAAAAUAUUCGCCUAAAAUUGGCACAUCAUAAUAACUACAUUUAAGUUAAACCAAAGUAAAUAAUAAAGUUCGGUAUGUCAAAAGCUAUGCCUUUGCAGCCAAAAGUCCUUU